This is a messenger RNA of Rhagoletis zephyria (snowberry fruit fly), 6695 nucleotides long. It is a transcript of the gene ana1, whose product is annotated as anastral spindle 1. Lineage: Eukaryota; Metazoa; Arthropoda; Insecta; Diptera; Tephritidae. The record is from RefSeq and is a predicted model, not a curated record.
CUGUGUUAAUUUUUUCGCGUCUGCGCUUUCGUUUUGUUGUCGUUAUUCAAUUUAUUUGAUUUGAAUAAAGUGUAAAAACUGCCCCUUACAUUCACUUUGCGGUAGAUGUGAAAGAAAUUUGUGGCGUGAUUUGUAUGCGCCAAAGAAAUGUCUGUAAAUAUUACUGUGAAUGGAAAAUUUAAAGCAUGCAGUAAGCCGAGCAUUUUGGACGAUCCCGUGCGCUUCAAGAAGCAGCUGGAAUGUGAACUUAGAAAACAACGACUGCUUGAGGUACGUGAAGAGUCGAAAAAUUUGGCGCGUAAAAUACGCAAUGACGUUGCUGCCGAAAAGGAAAGGCAGCUGAGAAAUUUAGAAGCUAUUAAGGCAAAGGAAUUUGAAUGCUGGCGAGAGCAUGUAUUGGAUCAGAAAAAUAACGACUAUCGGCAGGCAAUUUUCCAAAUUGGGGCCGCGCAUCAUGCAGCAAAGUUGGAGAACGAAGCCAUGGCGGAGCGCAAGGUAAAGCGGGAGCAGCAACGGCAGCAGUUCAGAAAGAAGACAAUUGAGCGGUUGGGCUUAAAGACACCGCAGACUGCGAAAAAAGUACUACAAGCAACUGGCACACAAACACCAAAUGUACUCAUGAAGGAUACAAGAAAGAAAACUCCAAAGAAGAGAAAGCGAAAAAGUUGUGCAAAGGAACACACGUCAACAUGCCAUUGCUCGAGCGCUGAAAGCGAAACGGAAAGUGAAGAAAACAGCGAAGAAGAAGAGGAACAUGCCACCAAUGUUGGUAGCAGAAGUCCAACUACAAAAUCGGUGAUUAUUUGUGCGUGUCCGAAUGGGUUUAAGUGUCCUUGCAAUAGCAGUUUUUCGAGCACAUCGUCGACACUCUCAACUACACUGACUGAUGAAGAGGAGCACACUAAGCCAGCUAACAAGCAACCUAUGCUUAGCAGAAAUCCAACUGUGCUAGUUGAUAUUGAUGAGGAUUGUAACGAUUCGGUGAUUAUAACACCUGGUGAAAUUAAAGACAAACACCCACAAAGUAAUCGGCAAUUCAGCCACGUUGUGCGCAAUAAUAGUCCUGAAAAGCCCAGGCGUUCUUCAUUUAAAGAUAGCACUGCAGCAAUGGGUUCAGGGACUACCAGCGCCGCUGCAUCAAAGGCGACCAAGAAACGUUUUACAUUGGUUUCACAGCUCAUUAACGCAAAAAGUGCCACCGGCGGAUCGCAAUCACGUUCACCACCAAGGCCGCCACGGCCACCGCCGCCAUCAACAGCAGCUACAUCAACGACUUCCACACAAAAAUCGCCACGAAAAAUUAGCACGUCUGGAAAUGUUUCCAGAGAAAUUGCAAAUACGCUUUCAGGUGCCACAGUGACAUUAGAUAGUGCCAGCAAAAGUGAUCAGAGAAAAAAUGCUCGCGAUGAUAGCGUAGGACGUGUACAUUCCUAUGAUUACAACAAUAAGUAUACGAGAGAAUAUCCACAUCCCACAGAAGGACUAGUACACCAACCCAGUGUACGCGAACGAAGUCAGCCGAAUGCAGUGCAGCAAGCGGAAAUGGAACGAGAAUUAGUGAUGCAAAAGGGGCUGGAAAAAGACCGAAUGCGCGCGCGUUCAGAGGAGCGUGGACGCAAAGCACUCGAGCGCGAACAGGUUAGACGUGAUUGCCAGGAGCUUACGAAUAAACUGGAUGCGCUAACUCAACAAUACCCGCAGCUUUUGAAUCAAGCAGAUUCCAACCUCCUCCAAUGCCACCAAUUACAAGCCAAUCGAGCUGAGCGCCUCGAACAUAAGCGCACUGCUGCCGUAGAAGAACUGCUUCUGCGCCCUGCAAUAAUCACCUGCCCAGAAAUUGGGCAACAACAAACUCGGGUUGCAAGCCCACAGCGCAUUGCCAGCGCCAUCGCUGUUGCCAGUGACUUAAAUUUAGGUGCACCAAGCGCAUUUGAUCAAAUCAAUAACACCGGCUCAACAGAUAGCUGUGGAUCAAUAAUACUCGGCUACGUUGAUGAACAGCAGCAAAAAAUACGCAAUGAUCUAAACAAAUAUGCUGGAACCCAGCCAAAACAAAAUGCACAGAAAGCUGAACGCUUAAAAUGUCUACUGCAACGAAUUGAAGAACUGCGCAAAGCCUUGUGUGAGGAGCUGAACAAGAAAGGCAGCGAUGAAAGCAUGCAGCAGGUAAUAAAUGGCGUCAGUGAUGUACGACGCGAACGCGAGCGUAUACUUACAAACGGCGCCUUGGAUGAGGAGGGAAGGCUAUCACCAAUACAAAAGCACAUGCGCGAUGUACAGCAAAAAGAAGCUGCGCUAGAGCAGAAACUACGCGAAUUAUGCAGAAUGCAGAAGCAACAAGUAAAUCCCGCAGCCAAAAGUGAAAUGAAGGGCGAAGAAGGAGGUAUUAUAAAAAAGUCCGAUGGAAAGGAAUGUAGAGUCCUAGCGACGGGUAGUAAGCCAUUAGAGAUUAUAAUUAAAUUAAGGAAUGACGGCGGGCGCCACGGCAGACCAAAAGUGAAAAAGUCGGCGAAAAGUCCACGCAAACUUUCCUCGCUCAUCCAUACGCCAACACGCAGAUUAGGGGCGAAGCGCUCAACGAGCAGUUUGCGCGAAAAAUCGCAGCACAAGCAACAAGUAGUGUCUACAGCUGCCAAGCAGGGACAAGUCAAUCGCCAAAACUCGUAUGACUCGAACUCGACCUCCUAUCGUAGUUUGCCAUCACGCAUUACCAAUGAGGUGGGCGCUUUGGUCAAUCAUUUAGAAUUAGAUCAAGAGGAGAUAGAGGCAGAUGAGGAGGAGGGGAUCGAAGAUUACACGGUAGUGCCUCAAAAUGAAACAGCUAAGGAUUACAACGUCAAGCCUGCAUCUGUUGGUGCAGCAAAAUAUACUGCACGCCCCGCAGCGUCAGCACAACGCAUUACCCGAAUAAACCCUCUUAUAGCACACUAUGUACAGCGUCUGUUGGGCAUGUCGAGAAAUUCCGUACGCGCACUAGGCGUCAGCUCUUCCGACAUAGAGACACCUUCCUCUUCCAUUAUGAACGUCAGCUCGAAUCGUACAGGUACUGCUGUGGAUAUGGCGGAUUCACAGGAACGUCUACAGCGAGUGCAACGAUUUAUUGAAGAUAAUCGCAGUUUUAUUAGUGAUUUGGAAGAUACAUUGCGCUCGCAAAGUGAUGUUACGCUGGAGACCAGCAUACGCAUUUUUGAAGAGGUUUGGCAGCAGCGCUUGCGUAAGGAUAUGCAAAGCAAGGGAGAAAAGUCGCUGAAAGAGCAACAAGCAAGGCAAGCGAAGGAGGCGCAACGGGGCUCAGAGCAGGGUAUUACUGCUGAUGAUGGUGCAAGACGCUUUGCACAAGAGCGAGCAGACGCGAAAAGAAAAGACAGCCGUGGACGCCAGGAAGUAUCGACGAAGACAAAAAAUAGUUCACCGGAUAUGCGAAACAACACCGCUGUGGACAAUGCAGCUAAAUCAUCAAGUCAGCAACAGCGAGCGUCUGUGGAGGCACGCGCACAGGCAGUAGCCAGUCAAGCGGCACCGCAGAAACAACAUCAGCAAGUUAGAGAGGAUGCGAACCGAAUGCGCUUAUCUGCGGAACGUGCUGCAGCUGAUACGAGGGCUCAAAUUAGAAAGCCACCUCUUGAGUCGCAGCAAAUGCGUGACAUUGCGGUUUCAACAGAAGAACAUCGCGCUGAAGAACAGAUCGCGCGCUAUGCGCAGCUCACCGAGAAUUGUACUCAUCGUAUCGCCGAACUGACCAAGCUCAUACAAAAGGUGCGCACUGAGAAAAAACGUCUCAUGGAAAUCACACUGAGUUCGGUUAGUGAGGGGCGCAACUCAACUGAGUAUAUCGAACUGCCGGAUGGCACGCGCCGUCGCUCGAAUGCCUCGGCCACUGAUAAGAAUACAAGUGUCAGCAGCAGCGGAAGCAGCAGCGCCAGCCGUCAAAAUGCGCUCACAACGCAGCCAACUACUACUGUGGAUUACACGCCGCAAGGCGCAUUUGAGCAACAAGCUGCCACUUCAUCUGGUGAAAUUUUAUCAGCGCAAGACAGCGUUGCACCACUUGAAAAGCACAAGGCUACCGGCAUUAGCCGUGACAGUGGCAUCUCAAUAUCACGACCACUAACCGCGCAAGAUGUGGAACCGCCUUCGCAGGCAUCCGCCACCACCACUACACAACCCAGCACCCAUGGCGCCACGCGCAAGAAUCGUCCGCCGCCAACAAUACAACGCUACAGCCCCAACUUUGCAGAAGAUGAUGUGGCGCACGAGCUGUCCACGAUCUUGGAGGUGGACACGCCGGCAACUUCGCGCAUUAACGCCACGGCAGCAGGAUCAGCUACGGCAGCUUCUGAGGCGUCGCGCAGCAAGCGUUUGCAGCCGCAACAUUUUCCUACUUUCGAAGAGUAUGCGCGAGAAAUGAAUUUGGACGUUAGCCAACUAGAUGCGGAUACGAGCAUGCGCAUACAUCAGGAGUUCGAGAUGUUGAUCGCUAGCCUACGCGCUGCCCAGGAUGGCACGGCACCCGACUAUCGAGAAUUUCCAUCGCUGUCUGCCUAUCUGCGCAACUUAAGCGUACAUCGAGAAGGAGGCGAAGAAGAUCAAUCGCCCGAGACUAUCGACGAUCUUAUAGCAUGUCUGCGUGUAGCUAAUCUCACCAUUAAAGCUUUUCCCUCAAGACAAGAAUACAUGCGCCAAAAAAAGGCUGAUUCGGCGAGCGGUGAGUUCCUCGACAGCGCCAGUCUUGAAAAUAUCACCGAUUCACGCCCCAACACCAAUACCGAAACCGAAUCUGAAUCAAUUAACAUCGAAGAAGAGCUGCGACGUCGCCAAAUCCUACAACAUUCAUUCCGCACUGCCAAUGCGAAAGAGCAGAUUUUCUCCUCCACUGCGAGAGAUGGCGCUGGACAAGCGCCUGCUCACUUACGUAUUUUCACCACAGAAAGUGGUAUUGAGAAGCUCACCUCCACUUCGGAAAACGGUUCUAGCGAAUUUGAGCGUCAGUUAUUUAGUUUGGGCAUGAAAUGGCCCGCAACAAUGCGUGCGCGCACAAAGAAAGCCGAAGCGGCGGGCGGCAGCAACACCUCUUCCAGUCCCGAGCGCAUUUUGCAUGCUGGGGCUGUUGGCGCUGGUGCUGCAACAACAGAACAGCAGCGUUCGAGUCCGAAGAAUACUACUAAUGAUGUGAUCCGUAAGAGUCCAGCGCGUUUACCGGACACCACGUUGCGCGACACAAGCCCCAAGCGCAUUCAGGCGGUCAGCUUGCAAGGAGGUGCUGCAAAGGAGGUGCAAUUCGAGCAACACACUAAGACGCGUUCACCAUCGCAAAGUCCAAAGCGACAGCAACCAAGAAGCAGUCCAAUGCGUGACACAGGCGCUCCAACAACGGGAAAUGUACCAGAGCAACAGCAAGCGAAAAGGAGCCCCGCAAAAGAUGUGCCGCCUAAUUCAUCAGUAGUACAUGACGCAGUCCGACUAAGCCAGUCGCGUCGUGCUGCACGUAGUUCAAGCGAUUGCGAAUUUCUUAGUGACUUUGGACGUCCGUUAAAUUUGCGUGACUUUCUCACCAAAGAACUGCUCAAACAUGCCACGUCUUCCAGUUCAUCGACGCCUACAGAUGAUUCAUUACGCAGUGCUUUCCUUCAAUCCAUCAUUGAAACGAUGACGCCACGUACUAAUGCUGGCAGCAAUCAAUUGGACAGGCAAAAGACCUCAACACCAGUUACACACUCCGCACCCUCAGACCCCCACAGUAGUGGCAAUCGAAGCGGUAGUAGUAGCGGCAAUACGCAUUCGCAACUCUUCUCUGGUGAAAGUUGUCUUUCCUCGGUGCGUUUAUUUGAGCGCUCGAUAACACGCAACUAUCCACGGAAUGCGUCAUCGGCAGCAGCAGCAGCAGCAGCUGGGGAGCAGGAGCGAACAGUGACAAAUGAGCAAACGAAUCACAAAGAAAAAUAAUUUGCUGUAAGGGAGCGGGGGGCUUACAGUUAAGAAUUUUAACGACUUUUAACGUUAGUGAGGGCUGUCCUGAUGUUGUUACGACAAACACAAUGGCGUUUCUUGAAAGCGUUUUAUAUGACUUCACGCAAGCGAUUUGAUUUUAAAUGCCUUUAUAUAACUAAUUUUAAUUUUAGUUUAAAAAUUUUACAAAUUAACAAUUAUUCCUAAAUGCAUUAGCCAAUUGUGCAACUUUUAAAAAUAAACAUACAUAUGUAUACUAUAUAGACAAUAUAUUUAAGUAUAGCGAUGAUAAGUCACUUUGUUAUUAAUAUGAAUGCCUAUUUGUUAAAUAUUUUAUAACAAUUGCAUGUAGAAUAUAUUUAAAUAGCCUACUAAAGAUUUUGUUAGACGCGAAUAUAUUGCAUAUACAUACAUAGAUACGAUUAUUUGAUUUUUAAUUAGUCCAAUAUGAUUUGGUGUAUUUUAGAAAGCAGUAUUUUUAAAGGCAUACACAUUUAUUGUUAAAAAAUAAAGACAAACAGCAACUUGUAAGCAGCAUGAAAUUGGAAAAUAAAUCAAAAUAAAAUAAUUACAUCGUAGGAGCAUUUUAGGUUAGAUGGGGUUAAGCUGGUUGCCCGACGCAAGGGCAUACUUAUACCACUAUUAUCGGUCCUUUAUGAUGCCACUACAAACCUUAGCUGAUAAGCUUAAGCGGAAAACACGCUGUAUGCCGAUAACAAAUUUUCGCGGUUGACAGAUGUCAAUCCCGA